This is a messenger RNA of Microcebus murinus (gray mouse lemur), 477 nucleotides long. RefSeq names its product NADH:ubiquinone oxidoreductase subunit B2 (gene NDUFB2). Gene Ontology annotation, biological process: mitochondrial respiratory chain complex I assembly. NCBI's taxonomy places the organism in Eukaryota, Metazoa, Chordata, Mammalia, Primates, Cheirogaleidae. The record is from RefSeq and is a predicted model, not a curated record. Gene Ontology annotation, cellular component: mitochondrial inner membrane; respiratory chain complex I.
GGGAAGUGACGUCACGGCUGGAGCAGCCUGGGAACCGCUGUCGGGACGCGGGCGAGCAUGUCGGCUCUGACCCGGCUGGCGCCGUCUGUUCGCGCAGGAGGUCGCCUCUUCAGAGGCUGCCGCGAGCGGAUGGCUAGAGGAGGUGGAGUCCGUCAUGCUGGCGGUGGUGUGCAUAUCGAGCCCCGGUAUAGACAGUUUCCCGAGCUGACCAGAUCCCAGGUGAUCAAGGCUGAGUUCUUCAGUGCAACCAUGUGGUUCUGGAUUCUCUGGCGCUUUUGGCAUGACUCAGAUGCUGUGCUGGGUCAUUUUCCAUACCCAGAUCCUUCCCAGUGGACAGAUGAAGAAUUAGGUAUCCCUCCUGAUGAUGAAGACUGAAAGUGUAGACUCUUUGCAAGAGCCAAGUGAGAAUUUCAAGAAAUUACGGACUUCAUGUUGUACAUUAAAGUUAUAAAUUAAAGUGGUUUGGUCAAGAAUGAG